UAUUUUUGGUCAAAUUUAAAAUAGUUCAUCAUUGGGUACUACAUCAACUUAUCAACUUCUUCUAGUUAGUCUGUGUAAAGACAUGGAAGAGAAGAAUCUUGUUUUUGCUGUUAACAACGAGAGGUUUGAGCUCUCAUCGGUCGACCCUUCGACUACUUUGCUUGAAUUCUUGCGAACCGAGACUCGUUUCAAGAGUGUUAAGCUCAGCUGUGGUGAAGGUGGUUGUGGUGCUUGCGUUGUGCUGCUCUCCAAGUAUGAUCCCAUCCGUGAUGAAGUUGAGGAUUUUACCAUAAAUUCAUGUCUAACAUUGCUUUGCAGUAUACAUGGAUGUUCAGUUACAACAACUGAAGGCCUUGGCAAUAGCAAAGAUGGCUUUCACUCAGUACAACAGAGGCUCACAGGGUUCCAUGGUUCUCAAUGCGGCUUUUGUACGCCUGGAAUGUGCAUUUCACUCUUUGGGGCCCUUGUUAAGGCUGAAAAUACUGACCGACUAGAUCCCCCUCCAGGAUUCUCCAAGCUGACAGUAGUUGAAGCAGAAAAAGCUGUUGCAGGAAAUCUUUGUCGAUGUACUGGAUAUCGACCCAUUGCUGAUGCAUGCAAAAGUUUUGCAGCAGAUGUCGAUUUGGAGGACUUGGGAUUUAAUACUUUCUGGAAAAAGGAGGACAGUCAGGAGGCAACGAUAAGUAGAUUACCUGUGUAUAAUCAUAGUAAUUGCACUUUUCCGGAGUUUUUGAAAAGGGAAGUGAAUUCUUCCUUGCAUUUUAAAACAAAAGGAUACUGUUGGCACAAACCUGCUACGUUUAAGGAGCUUCAGAACUUGAUAAAAACCAGCGAUGCUGAUGGAGUUCGGGCAAAACUAGUGGUCGGCAAUACAGGUGUAAGUUAUUAUAAGGAAAUAGAACACCAUGACAAAUUCAUAGAUCUCAGAAAUAUUCCCGAGCUCUCAAUCAUCAAAAGGGAGAAGUCUGGAAUUGAAAUUGGUGCUGCUGUGACUAUAUCUAAAGCUAUUGACGCUUUGAAGGAAGAAAGGAAAGGUGAGUUCCCCUCAGACUGUAAAAUGGUAUAUAAAAAAAUUGCAGUCCAUAUGGAGAAAAUUGCUGCUGAAUUUGUUCGAAAUACAGCGAGUAUUGGAGGAAAUUUAGUGAUGGCACAGAGUAAACAUUUUCCUUCAGAUAUUGCUACAAUAUUUCUAGCAGCUGGUUCAUCAGUUGAUAUCAUAUCUGACACCAAGCAUGAAAAGCUUACACUGGAUGAGUUUUUGGAAAGGUCUCCCUUGGAUUCGAAAAGUGUACUUUUAAGUGUUAAAAUCCCUAAUUGUGAAUUUUUUAAGAGUACAUCUCCUGAAAGCGGUAGUAAAUUAUUAUUUGAAACCUAUCGAGCUGCAGCGAGGCCCCUUGGAAAUGCUUUGCCCUAUUUGAAUUCUGCAUUCAUGGCUGAUAUUGCCUUGUCUAAGCCAUCUGGUGAAAUUGUGUUAAAUAGCUGUCGGUUGGCUUUUGGUGCUUUUGGAACCAAACAUGCAAUUAGGGCAAGGAAAGUUGAGGAAUUUUUAGCUGGAAAAUUGUUAACCAUCGGUGUUAUUUAUGAAGCAAUUAGACUGCUUAAAGGUACUGUUGUACCUGAAGAUGGGACUCAAAAUCCUGCAUAUAGGUCAAGCUUAGCUGUUGGUUUUCUUUUUGACUUUCUUAGACCAUUAUUAGGUGAUAAUGGGUAUGGUUGGUUGGAUGGGCAUUUAAAAGGUUCAGUUAAUGGUGGAAAACUAAAACAGAAUCAGGAAUCGCUGGACCUCCUCAAAGUCCCCUCUUUGCUAUCUUCAUCAAAGCAGGUGAUUCAAAUUAGCAAUGAUUACCAUCCAGUUGGUGAACCGGUUGUAAAAUCUGGAGCUUCUCUUCAGGCUUCAGGUGAAGCUGUUUAUGUGGAUGACAUUCCCUCUCCUAGAAAUUGUCUAUAUGGAGCAUUUAUUUAUAGCAAGAAACCUUUUGCAAGGGUAAAGGGUAUAACACUCGACUCAAAAGUUCUCGCAGAUGAAGUCACUGCACUUAUUUCUUUUAGAGAUAUUCCGAAAGGUGGGGAAAACAUAGGUUCUAAAACUGUUUUUGGUUCUGAACCUCUGUUUGCUGAUGAGCUUACUCGAACUUGUGGAGAGCGUCUAGCUCUUGUGGUUGCAAAUACACAGAAGCAUGCAGAUAUGGUGUCAAACCUUGCAAUGGUUGAUUAUGGCCUGGAAAAUCUAGAUCCUCCCAUUUUAACUGUAGAAGAUGCUAUUGAGAGAUCUAGCCUUUUUGACAUCCCUCCUUUCAUGUUCCCCAAACAAAUAGGUGAUAUUUCAAAGGGAAUGGCUCAAGCUGAUCAAAAGAUUCUCUCAGCUGAGAUAAAGCUUGGGUCACAAUACUAUUUCUAUAUGGAAAAUCAAACCGCCCUUGCUGUGCCUGAUGAAGACAAUUGCAUAGUAAUUUAUAGUUCAAUUCAGUGCCCUGAGUUUGCACAUGCUGUUAUUGCAAGAUGCCUUGGUGUUCCAGAACAUAACGUACGUGUGAUUACAAGAAGAGUUGGAGGUGGCUUUGGUGGAAAGGCUAUAAAAGCCAUGCCUGUCGCUACAGCAUGUGCUCUAGCUGCAUAUAAGUUGCAGCGUCCUGUUAGAUUGUAUCUCAAUCGCAAGGCAGAUAUGAUGAUGGCGGGAGGAAGGCAUCCCAUGAAAAUAAAAUAUAGUGUAGGAUUCAAAUCUAAUGGGAAAAUUACAGCCUUACAGCUUGAUAUAAAGAUCAAUGCUGGGAUAUUUCCAGAUAUAAGUCCAAUGAUGCCGUAUAAUAUUAUGGGCGCACUGAAAAAAUAUAACUGGGGAGCUUUAUCUUUUGAUAUAAAGGUCUGCAAAACAAAUCAUCCAAGUAGAUCAGCUAUGCGGGCUCCUGGAGAAGUGCAAGGAUCGUAUAUUGCAGAAGCUGUAAUUGAGAAUGUGGCAUCUUCUCUUUCAAUGGAUGUAGAUUUAGUGAGAGACAUAAAUCUCCACACUUGUGAGAGUGUUAACUUAUUCUAUGAAAAUAUUAUCAGUGCACCUUCAGAAUACACUCUAUCUUCCAUAUGGGAUAAGUUAGCGACAUCUUCAAGUUUUCUCCAGAGGAGUAAAAUGAUAAAAAAGUUCAACAGCUGUAAUUUAUGGAAGAAAAGAGGUAUUUCUCGGAUCCCAAUCGUACAUGAAGUGACGCUGAGGCCAACUCCAGGAAAAGUAAGCAUUUUAAGUGAUGGAUCUGUUGCUGUUGAAGUUGGGGGAAUAGAGCUCGGGCAGGGGCUCUGGACAAAGGUAAAACAGAUGGCAGCAUUUGCUCUUAGUUCAAUCAGAUGCGAUGGAGUAGGAGACCUCUUUGAUAAAGUAAGAGUCAUUCAAACUGACACCUUGAGUAUGAUCCAAGGGGGUUUUACUGCUGGGAGCACUACAUCUGAGUCCAGCUGUGAAGUAGUGAGACUUUGCUGUGUAGAUUUGGUUGGCAGACUGACACCUUUAAGACAUCGGCUCGAAGAGCAGAUGGGUUCUGUAAGAUGGGAAAUGCUUAUUCAACAGGCAUAUAUGGAAUCUGUGAACUUGUCAGCCAGUUCUUUCUUCAAACCUGACUUUGCUUCCAUGCAAUACUUAAAUUAUGGUGCUGCAGUGAGUGAGGUGGAGGUAGACCUUCUGACAGGGCAGACAACAAUUGUGAGAUCAGAUAUUUUAUACGAUUGUGGACAAAGUCUCAACCCUGCUGUAGAUUUGGGACAGAUUGAAGGAGCUUUCGUCCAAGGAAUUGGUUUUUUCAUGCUUGAAGAAUACACAACAAACCCGGAUGGAUUAGUGAUGGAGGAUGGCACAUGGACGUACAAGAUCCCCACGAUAGACACCAUACCGAAACAGUUCAAUGUCGAGAUACUAAACAGUGGACAUCACCAAAAGCGUGUUCUCUCUUCCAAAGCUUCUGGUGAGCCGCCGUUGCUUCUUGCAGCCUCAGUUCACUGUGCUACAAGAGCGGCAAUUAAAGACGCCAGAGAGCAGCUUUACUCGUGGGGUUGCAUAAAUCAGCGCCCGUCAACAUUCGAGUUGGAUGUCCCUGCCACCAUGCCUGUUGUAAAAGAGCUUUGUGGACUGGACUGUGUGGAAAGGCACUUGCAGUGGAAAAUGAAUUGCACUUGAAUGGAGGAUUUUGUUCGGCUAUACACAGAAUUAGAACUUGAAAAUAAUAAUACUAAAAAUACGAAGAAUGAUGAUGUGCUGUAUUGUAUGUAAAUUAGAAUAAAAGGGAGAUUUUUCUUCCUGCUUACCAUAUCCCUCAAGUUAGAAUGCCAGCCAUCGUUCUUCAAAAGUAGAGAUUAAGUUGUUGUUCAGUAUUGUAACAGUUAAAUAGAAAUUGUCACCCAUAUUUGAUCAA
Molecule: messenger RNA, 4391 nt
Organism: Mercurialis annua (annual mercury)
Lineage: Eukaryota; Viridiplantae; Streptophyta; Magnoliopsida; Malpighiales; Euphorbiaceae
Product: abscisic-aldehyde oxidase-like
Exons: 10
Coding region: 83-4156 (1357 amino acids)
Molecular function (GO): iron ion binding; oxidoreductase activity; FAD binding
Source: RefSeq, a predicted model, not a curated record